AUGCUGCUACGAGAAACGGCGCUGCAGCAGCUCUUUGCAAAUGGGAUCACCUUUGAGUGCGCCAACUUCCAGCACCAAUAUCAGACCGGCCCUAACGUGCCGAUCGAAGCCGUCGGCGAUUCUACGCUACUCAAUAAAGAGCAUGUAGUUUUCGUCCUCGGAAUGGAUCGUCGGCAGGUCCAGGCAAAGUUGCGCGCACAUUUGCAAGCAUGCCUGAAUUUGGAAUUGGCGGAAGUGACUGUGCAAGGCCAUGAC
Mesorhabditis spiculigera is the source of this 255-nucleotide messenger RNA. Lineage: Eukaryota; Metazoa; Nematoda; Chromadorea; Rhabditida; Rhabditidae. The record is from the annotation of a GenBank genome assembly.